AUGGAGCAUCAAUCAUACUGGGCAGUUAAGAGCUGCAAUUUCAAUUUGGAGGAAGCUAGCCUAAACCGACUCCUUCAAAUUCAAGAACUUGAAGAAAUGCGGUUAGACACCUACAAUAGCUCAGACAUCUACAAGCAGAAAACUAAGCUUGUCCAUGAUGCCAACAUCUUGAGAAAGAAGUUCAAGGAGGGUGAUAAGGUGUUGCGGUAUCAAGCUCAAUUCAAAUUCAAGAAGGGUAAGUUUAAGACGAGCUGGGAUACACCCCACAUUGUGACGAAAGUGUAUAACUUUAGGAUGAUAGAGCUCAAGAGGAGGGGCUACAAGAAAAUGUUUCAAUGCAAUGGUCAUCUCCUCAAGCUCUACGAAGAACCCACACUGUAA
Molecule: messenger RNA, 381 nt
Organism: Neltuma alba
Lineage: Eukaryota; Viridiplantae; Streptophyta; Magnoliopsida; Fabales; Fabaceae
Exons: 1
Coding region: 1-381 (126 amino acids)
Source: RefSeq, a predicted model, not a curated record